CAAAACAAUUAUAAUACAACUAAACUUUGUGGUCCGUACGAUGGGGGCUGAGACUUGAGACUGGGAGGCUGAGUGGCCACGACAAACGUACAGAUUACAGCUGGUGGUGGUGGCGGUGGCGGAAGUUGGUAGUGGUUUUCACUCUCCGUGGUCCGUCUUUCCGGGACCGUGACUAGUAGUGGGCGAACAGUGCUUCACCUGCGCACGCUAGCAUCCACUCACUUCACCCACCCCUUCGCUCUUUACUCUCCGCACCCACCCACACAGCCACCAAUAAUGUUAGCCACCUUUUCACUCUUCUACUUUCUCUCUCUCUAUCUCUUCCGCUUCCUUCCCUAUCCUACGCCUAUCCUGUCCUUAUCCUACACCCUUAUCAUUCAUGUCCACCGCCUCUCCACCAUCACCAUCACCAUCACCACCACCUCUUCCUCAACCCACUACUCGCAAGUUCCCACUUCCUUGCUGGACCCAAGACGAGACCCACGUCCUCAUUGAAGCCUACAGAGACAGAUGGUACGCUCUCCGCCGCCGCAGCCUCCGUGCUCUCGAUUGGGAUGCCAUAUCCGCCAUUGUUGCUCGUCGUUGCCCUUUGACUUUGCCUCCCAAAUCUUCCAUCCAGUGCCGCCAUAAGAUGGAGAAGCUUCGCAAGCGUUACAAGACGGAGAAGCAACGGUCUGUUGCAAACCCAGGUCGGUUUUUCUCCUCCUGGGUUCUCUUUCAACUUAUGGAGUCUUUGGAAAAUGGGUCUUCGUUCUCGGGGCUUGGAGCUCACCCGGAUCAAGGUGUUGAUUUUGGUGGUGGGAUUUCUAUGGAAACUUUUCCUGCCAAGAAGAGUGUGAAGAUUGAGAAGAAUUCUGAACAUUAUUUUGAUUCUGGUCGUGAUUCUGGAACUGGGUUUGCCGUAAAAACUCAAUUUCUUCAUCAGAAUUUGAUCCCUCAAGCGUGCGAGUUAAAGGGUGACAGGAAUUUGGUGCCUCCAGGCUUUAGGCCAAAUGUUAAUGGGGCAACUGGGAGGAAUUUUUAUCCCGAAUUUAAAUCAGAUCAUAGCUAUGAGGUUAAUGGAGGGGGUAGAUCUCAUGCCAAGGUCUUCAGCAAUCGGGAUUUUGCGCAUCCUGGAUUUAGAUCAAGGAAGCAUGAUAAUGUGGAUAGGAUUGCAGACAAUGGAGUUGAUUUUGGAGAAUCGAAAGGGUAUUCAUCUUUGUUGAGAUCAGGAGAUGCAAAGAAGAAAUGUGGUGUUGGAAAUAAGAGAAAAGUGGAUGCAGUUGCGGAGAUGAUUUCGUCUAUUAAGAUGAUGGGAGAAGAGUUUAUGAAGGUGGAGAUGAUGAAGAUGGAAAUGGCCAGGGAGAUUGAGAAGAUGAGAAUGGAGAUGGAGAUGAAGCGAUAUAAGUUCAUGGUCGAAUCACAGCAGCAGAUUGUGGAUGCAUUUGCGAAUGCAUUAUCUGAAAAGAAGAAGAAGAAAACAAAGGUGAAGGUGGAGUUACCUGAUGGUUAAAGGAACUGGUGUGGCUGUUAUCUCUUUGAGUUUUGUUGCUAAUUUUUAGCUGGAUAAUGGGGAAACUAGGGAGAUCCUUCCUCCUUUUUGGUUAGUGCUAAGUGGCAAUGGUAUAUAAUGAUGAUGUGUCUUGAAGGUUGAAAAUCUAUUGGCUUGUCAAGCUGAUAUAUUUUUGGGACUAACUAAUAUUCAUGCUUUUAAUCAAUGUAGUAGGUAAAUUUCUGCUUAAUUCUCCUUACGACUAAUUCAUGUUAAAAAUGUUUGAUGUUAGACAUAUUGAUUUGUUUAUUGUUGAUAGUUGGCUUUGGAAGCAUUAAUGCUCGAGUGACUUUUGAAUGUAUAUGUUAUGUUUGCUGUGGUAUUGAAAUUCUUUUUGGGUUAAUCUUC
This is a messenger RNA of Ziziphus jujuba (common jujube), 1879 nucleotides long. RefSeq names its product protein FIP2. Bases 380 to 1492 code for a protein of 370 amino acids. Gene Ontology annotation, cellular component: nucleus. The transcript is spliced from 2 exons. Gene Ontology annotation, molecular function: transcription cis-regulatory region binding. Lineage: Eukaryota; Viridiplantae; Streptophyta; Magnoliopsida; Rosales; Rhamnaceae. The record is from RefSeq and is a predicted model, not a curated record.